UGGAAACCUCUAAACUUUUCUCUUCAUCUUGGCUUUCUUCUACUUUUCACCAAUUACCAAAAUGGAGGGUUGUCGUCGUUUUAGUUUCAAAUGGCUUUGGUUAAUAAUGCUGCUGCUAAGGUCACCGUCGUGGGUGAGGUUUGUAGGUGGAGAUGAUAAGAAAGACAGAGAGGAAUGCACACCGCAAUUGGCUGGGAUGGCCACAUGUCUGCCCUACGUGAGCGGUGAUGCAAAGGCUCCGACGCCUGACUGUUGCAGUGGACUAAAGGAAGUGCUUCAGAACGACAAGAAGUGCUUAUGUGUUAUAGUUAGAGAUCGGAAUGACCCUGACUUGGGGCUUCAAAUAAAUGUCACGUUGGCCUUAAGCUUGCCUGAUAUUUGCCAUGCCACUGCCAAUGUCUCCAAUUGUCCAGCUCUAUUAAACAUGCCAUCAAAUUCAAGCGAUGCGCAAGUCUUUUAUCAAUUGGGGAAAGGAAAAAGCUCCUCUGCUUUAGCACCUGCUCCCAUGCUAAGCCCUUCUUCUUCUCCUACCAUUAAUUCCACAGUUGGAGGGGGAAGUAAAAGUGGGGCAGAGGGUGAAGGUUACAAGAGAGGAAAGAAAAGGGUAGCAUUGGAGAUUUUGGUUGUUGUUGCUCCUCUAUUGCUUUUGCUUUAGUUGGAUUAUAUUAUUCAAUAUCAUGUGUACAAAAAGGCACACAUUUUCAGCAUAUUCAUGCUUUUAUAUUCCUAUCACAUAUCUAAAUUCAUCUUCUAAAAUCCACUUUGAGUAUUGAUGUAUGUUAUCUUAAUUUAAUAAAAUAUGUGUUUUAACCCAUCAUCUAAA
Molecule: messenger RNA, 823 nt
Organism: Cucumis sativus (cucumber)
Lineage: Eukaryota; Viridiplantae; Streptophyta; Magnoliopsida; Cucurbitales; Cucurbitaceae
Product: protein YLS3
Exons: 3
Coding region: 62-655 (197 amino acids)
Source: RefSeq, a predicted model, not a curated record